AUGAGGUCUUUCAUCACCGCCGUCCUUUUCGCCGGUGCUGCUUCGGCGCACACAAUCUUCCAGCAGAUCGGUAUCAAUGGAGUAAUGCAGACACGAUAUGACUUUAUGCGUCUGCCCACCUACGACGGGCCCAUCACCGAUGUCACAGCCACUGAGAUGGCCUGCAACGGCGGUCCUAACCCUCUUGUUAUGAUCUCACCCAACGUUGCUACUGUUGCUGCUGGGUCUCAAAUCACUCUGCAAUGGUCACACACUCUUGACACCGACCUCUCCACCGGCCUCGUCAUCGAUGCCUCCCACAACGGGCCCGUCCUUGUAUACAUGGCCAAGGUCUCCUCUGCCACCGGUGCCAUCCCCAACUCUGGCUGGUUUAAGAUCUACGAGGACGGUUACAGCAACGGCCAAUGGGCCGUUGCCAAGCUCAUUGCAAACCAGGGCAAAGUCACCGUUACAAUCCCCUCCUGCAUCGCCCCCGGCGACUACCUCUUCCGUGGUGAACUGAUCGCCCUGCACGCGGCGUCCAGCUACCCCGGUGCCCAGCUCUACAUGGAGUGUGCACAGCUCCGCGUCACUGGCGGCGGUUCCACAACACCGGCUACCUACAACAUUCCCGGUAUCUAUGCUGGCACUGACCCCGGGAUCAAGUUCAACUUGUACACUACCCCGGUGUCGUACACUAUCCCUGGACCGGCCGUUUUCUCGUGCAGUGGUGGAAGUACUACUCCUGCUUCUUCGUCAGCUGCGGCGGUGGUCUCCACCACUAAGACCACCACUACUGCUGCUGCGGCUACGACGACUGCUGCGAGCUCUGGGACUGCAGUUGCGCAGUGGGGUCAGUGCGGAGGGGCGACGUAUACGGGAUCGACUACUUGUGUGUCGGGAUCGACUUGUGUCAAGUUGAAUGACUACUACUCUCAAUGCCAGUAA
Morchella importuna is the source of this 927-nucleotide messenger RNA. RefSeq lists its product as uncharacterized. The transcript is spliced from 4 exons. Gene Ontology annotation, biological process: carbohydrate metabolic process. Gene Ontology annotation, molecular function: cellulose binding. Gene Ontology annotation, cellular component: extracellular region. NCBI's taxonomy places the organism in Eukaryota, Fungi, Ascomycota, Pezizomycetes, Pezizales, Morchellaceae. Bases 1 to 927 code for a protein of 308 amino acids. The record is from RefSeq and is a predicted model, not a curated record.